This is a messenger RNA of Loa loa (African eye worm), 1436 nucleotides long. RefSeq lists its product as hypothetical. Bases 1 to 1419 code for a protein of 472 amino acids. The record is from RefSeq and is a predicted model, not a curated record. Gene Ontology annotation, molecular function: protein binding. The transcript is spliced from 6 exons. Lineage: Eukaryota; Metazoa; Nematoda; Chromadorea; Rhabditida; Onchocercidae.
AUGUUCAACUGGUCAUUGUCCAUUUCGUCUGCAACAUUAAAAUCUGUCAAAUCAUUGUCACCAUCAACAUCAUCAUCAUUUAGUCGAACAUUUGUUGAGAAUAUUACCCGUUCUCCGUUCUAUCAUUCAUUCACAUCACUUGAUAAAACAAAAUUAUGGAGUAAAUUUUAUGUUAAUGAUGAAGAAAAUAUUCAAAAAGUAUUGAAUGCAGUAUCAGUUGAUCAAAAAGUAAUCACAAAUCCUCAUUCAAAUCGACGACGACGUACAGUGAUUGUUACGCGUAAUAAUGAUGAACCAUUUGGUUUUACCAUUCAGACAUAUUUGUUGAAACGUAAUGAUGAUGAUGUACCAUCAAAAGUAACUUAUGUAGAUUACGUCCAACUUGAUAGUCCAGCUGCUGAUGCUGGUAUUCGUGCAGGUGAUGUGAUCAUUUCAAUAAAUGGCCAUAUUGUGACAGGAAUGAGUCAUGAAGAAUUGAUCAAAUUAAUUAGCUCAUAUCAUCAGAUGAGAAUGAUUGUCAUUUUUGAAAAUAUUCGACAACGUAUUGAAUUAGUUGCUCGAGCAAUUAAGCUUCGAAAAAUUCUAAAUGAUAAAUUAUAUCAAUUGAAUUUAAUUGAUAUUGAAGAACAAAAAAUUUUAAACAAAGCCUAUUUACGUUCAUUAUCAAUGAACAAGACAAAAUAUUUACUAACAAAUUCGUUAUCAUCAGCUGGAACAUCGUCCACUUCAUCUGUUAGUUCAGCACCAUCGAAUAUUGGUGGAAUCUCGAAUGAUAUCGAGAGAAGUAUUAUUCAAAUCCCGACAGUUAUAUCAUUAAAUGAUGGAGUAAUUGAAAUCAAUAGAUAUCCGUUAAGGAGACGAACAUUGGAAAGAUCAAAUCUUCAGCAAAUUUCCAAUCCUAAACAGUUGACGAAUUUACAAUCAGAUUCUAAUCAUUCAAAGAUUACCAAUACUGAUAUGGAAUUCUUGACAGUUCAACGAAUUUGCUGUUGUGAAUCUGAUUUGGAAUAUGUUGAUCAUUUCAGUUCAACAUCAUGUGAUACAAGACAAAUUGUUGAUUCUUUUGAUUGUUUUAAUAAUUCCCAUAAUGAUGAUACCGGUAAUGUUAGUAGCAAUAGUUGUAUUGCUGUUGAAAAUGAUGAUAGUGAUAAUGAUGGUGAUAGUGGUAGUAAUUGUGAUAAUGGUACUGCUGUCGGUGAUGAUUAUGCUAGCAUUAGGGAUGAUGUUGAUAAUGAUGAGAUUAAUGUCUUUGAUCCUGUUGUAUUAUCGGAUAGUCUAAAAACAACAACGAUAUCAAUUCCAAUAUCAAAAUCAGUGUUCGAUUCUAUAGCCUUGAAUCAUGUGAUUAUGUUGGAUGAUGAUGUUAUCAGUGAUGAGGAUGACAGUGAUAAUGAUAAAAUAAGGGUUUUCAAAUUAUAGGUGAAGUUUGAUUUGGU